Acipenser ruthenus (sterlet) is the source of this 1455-nucleotide messenger RNA. Its product is annotated as protein unc-50 homolog. Gene Ontology annotation, cellular component: Golgi membrane. Bases 331 to 1116 code for a protein of 261 amino acids. The record is from RefSeq and is a predicted model, not a curated record. The transcript has 7 exons. NCBI's taxonomy places the organism in Eukaryota, Metazoa, Chordata, Actinopteri, Acipenseriformes, Acipenseridae.
AAUUGGCAGUUUUUAAACUAUAAACUACAAACCUGGCUAAACUCGCACUCGGGAGUUCUGUUCGAAGUGACAGACAAACAAACCAAGUGCGAGAAAGAGAGCAGGUCGGGAGAGCGGUGAAGAGGGAAUGGGCUCGCCCCAGGUUUGGCUGCCGGAGCGGGGCUGAAGCGUCUCGUCUCCCGGAGAAAGCUGCAGCUCCUCUCGCAACAAAAAAGAAGAGGAGGCUGAUGAGAUCUGCCACCUGAAACACUACAGACAAGGGUCCACUUCAUUACAGUACAUAGAAGGCAACCACUCUUAGAAUUUUACAGGGAAAAUUAUAAGAGCAAAAUGUUACCGACCACAGCGUAUUCUCCCCAAACCCAGGGAAACGGCUCUUUGAAUUCCAGAGAUGCUGCGCGCCAUACAGCUGGAGCAAAACGGCACAAAUACCUGCGCAGGCUCUUCCGAUUCCGAGCGAUGGAUUUCGAGUUUGCGGUGUGGCAGAUGCUGUACUUGUUCACGUCUCCACAGAAGGUUUACCGGAACUUCCAUUACAGGAAGCAGACAAAGGAUCAGUGGGCCAGAGACGACCCAGCGUUUCUUGUGCUGCUCAGUAUCUGGCUGUGUGUCUCCACUUUAGGGUUUGCUUUCGUGUUGGGAAUGGGAUUCCUGGAAAUGAUUAAGCUGCUAUUAUGGGUUGUCUUUAUUGAUUGCAUAGGUGUUGGACUUCUGAUCUCAACCUUAAUGUGGGUUAUCUCCAACAAAUACUUAAUGAAACAACAGAGCAAGGACUACGAUGUGGAGUGGGGAUAUGCAUUUGACGUGCAUCUCAAUGCCUUCUACCCACUGCUCGUCAUUCUGCAUUUCAUUCAGCUGUUUUUUAUUAACCAUAUUGUAUUUAUCAACCAUGAUUGGUUCGUUGGUUGCUUUUUUGGGAAUACACUGUGGUUGAUUGCAGUUGGCUAUUACAUCUAUAUUACUUUUCUUGGAUAUAGUGCAUUGCCCUUUCUGAAGAACACAGUAAUUAUGCUGUAUCCAUUUGCACUCCUGGUUUUACUGUACAUAUUAUCAUUGGGAUUGGGGUGGAACUUCACCAAAGGACUUUGCUGGUUCUACAAGUUCAGAGUACAGUGAAAGUCUGAAAUGACUUCUUAAAAGGACACUAUAAUAAGCCUUUUGUUUUUGCUGUGUUGCAGCAUAGGAUGUGGGUUUUCUUUUUGCUUUUUUUUUUUUAAACCUGUAAAUAAAAUUAUUUUCAUUGUAGAUAAAGUUGUAAUCCUGUUUUAUGAAGGUAGUGUGUUUUUUUUUUAUUAUUAUUUUGAUGAACUGACAUUUCACAGCAUUGACAAAUCUGCAUUGAAAAAUAAACAUUAGCUAUUUCAAAUGAGGACAACUAUUAUAUUUACUUACCCGAAACAAUGUACAUUCCUGAAACUCUUAAACUGUCUUUUUUAAUAAAGAAGUUUACAUGUA